UGCCGCUGCAGAUGCGCGGUGCACUGGUGCUCCCGCAUAAGUAUCGGAAUCGCUACGAUAGAAACGCGUCUGGGCAUGGCAACUACCGCUGCAAAGAACCCCCCGCGGAGCACUCCUCGACGAGCCCACGCCCGCAGAGCCGAAAAGAUGACUUUAUCCGUGAUGACAUUGCAUCGCAAACGCAAAUCUAUUUGCAGCUCCAAUCGAAAGACUGCAUCGUAGACGGCGAAUAACUGUGGUUUAAGUACGUGGUCGUAUCACCCUGCAUGCAUUCCCAUCAGUAAUCAGGCCAUGCAAUGCAUCACGCGGCCCACCAAACGCGUUCGCAUGUGCGAAUUUGCAUGCUCUCCAAUGAUGCCCGAACCUGAUUAAGUUAGAUUGUCCAGAUUGGCCGCGCGCCUCCCGUCAGAUACAUGCUUCUAAAGGCGGGCCUCGAUGAGCUUCU
Molecule: messenger RNA, 445 nt
Organism: Phanerochaete carnosa HHB-10118-sp
Lineage: Eukaryota; Fungi; Basidiomycota; Agaricomycetes; Polyporales; Phanerochaetaceae
Exons: 1
Coding region: 12-233 (73 amino acids)
Source: RefSeq, a predicted model, not a curated record